Messenger RNA from Brachypodium distachyon (stiff brome), 683 nucleotides. RefSeq lists its product as uncharacterized. The transcript has 2 exons. Bases 72 to 332 code for a protein of 86 amino acids. The record is from RefSeq and is a predicted model, not a curated record. NCBI's taxonomy places the organism in Eukaryota, Viridiplantae, Streptophyta, Magnoliopsida, Poales, Poaceae.
ACAAGCUCUGGAUCGAUCAAUUCUUGCCUGUUGAGGCCUAGGGGGGGAACGAAUUAAGAGCUAGGAGGAGGAUGGCGACGAGGACUACCGGGACGAUGGUGCUUUUCUUGUUCCUGCUGCUGGCGGCGGCGGCGAUGACGGCGACGGCGCGUGAUGAUCUCCGGCGGUUGGAGGAGAAAGCCGUGCCGCCGGGCGUGAGCACCGAGAAGGCUCCGGAAGGCCAUCUCCGCUACCGCCUCGUCACGGGCGCCAUCGAGAAGGUUAUCGGCCGGAGCUCCCGCCUGGACCUGGAGAUAAAACAGGCGCCGGGAGAAGAAGAAGCAGACGCCUAGAAGAUCUCCAUAUAGCUUGCUGGCCGAUCGAGCCCUAGCGUGUCCUAGGGACGUCAACCGGUCGAGCUAAAUCGAGGACGAAUGCACUGCGCGCUCCCUCGGUUCUCAAAUUCUUGUGGUAAAUUUGAACUAAAACCGCUGCAGAAAAAUUUAGGAACCAAGGGUACGUGCAUGCAUGUACAAAUGUUUGUAUGUACGUACUGAUUCGACCGAUCAAUCGGUCGGUCGUCCAUGCAUGCAUACACGUACGUAAAAAAGAUGCAUGUACAUAUACACAUGUAUCAUUAAUAUUUGUACUUACUGGAGUACAUCGAGUAUUAUACUACGUGCACUAAAAAGAUGCCGGACCGA